AUCAUCACAUGGCAAAACCCGGAAAAGCGUCGCGGCGCGCAAGAAACCGGCCACGUCGGACGGUAAAAAAAGCAACGCGGACAUCGGUUUCCACGGGGGAUUUUAAUCGCAACAUCUUUUUUCUACGAACUCGUUCAAAAACGGUUAUAAACCACCGAAAAUUAACGUUUUUCGCUAUGAUUUUAACAGCUUUUCGCGAAUUAACUGUACCGAAGGUUUUGACACAUGUACACACUUACCCUCGAUGUCAGCCAUGAUAGUUGUGACGCGAAACACAGGUUGCCAUGACAACUCCGUGAUGGAUACACUCGUGUGUAAUUUUGAUAUCGUGCAUUUACCGUUUUUAGGGUUCCGUGUUGUAUGAAUACAGAUAUAUAAAAUACGCGUGAUUUUAUCCUCUUGGGAUACAUCAUUCUUUCGUUUCGAUUUAAUAAAAUGAUUAUGUGGGGGAGAGACACUUACUCUAAUGGCGGAUUCGAAACAUCGUUUAAAGUUGGUUCGAGGACGAGAAAUUUCAGGAAAAAAUGGACUUGGAAGGCAUUUUUUGAUGAAAGUGUUAAAUUGUCGAGUCAGGCGAAUGAUUUUUUCAUUUUUGAAAGAUUCUAGUGAAUUAUGAUGAUCGUCGAGAAUGACUACCGAGAAGAUUAUUUUUCAUGGAAAAUUAUAGUAUUUCUCGAAGACCUCACUUGGAAGAUAAAAAUAAUAAAUACGAAAAAUGAUUUCAUCGAUCGAUAAAAGUUCCUUUUUUACGAAUGAUUUUUUCGCUAUUUUUUGGAACGCCCUCGUGUCGAAACGAAAAACAGUUGCAAGAAAUAUUGGGACGUCAAACGUCAAUCGAGUUGGUAACUCGAGUCGAGGCGAAGAGCGUUAUUUUAUUUUCGUCAUUAUUUUAUGGGCGUUUACAUUUAUUCGAAAGAACAAUUUGCCGCUCAUUUUACGAUGCGCCAUCGAGCAGAUUACAAUGUGAUUGCAUUUGUAGUUGGUCAGUCCACUUUCUCGUUUCUCGACGUCUAAAUAACCGCAGCGCCCCGUUCCAUACUCGUGAAAUGUUUCGAAGCUUGAAAUUGGCUAUCGGCAAAUUUGGCUCACUCAAACCGUUCCAUAUUUACGAUCGGAGAUAUUUCCGGGAGCCUUUUCAGCCGUUGAAGCGAUGUCCGCGAUGGGUCUGUGUCGAAGAUGCCGUAAGGAUCAUCAAAUCAGAGGAACUCGUUUUUAUUCAGGGAGGAGCUGCGACGCCAUUAGAAUUAGUGCGAGCGAUGACCGAGCACGGAGUCUGCAGUAACCUUCGAGGGGUUAGAUUGUUGCACAUGGCACUCGAGGGCGACGCUUAUUUCGCAAAUCCAGAGUUCGAAAAACAUUUUAGAUCGGUGAAUCUGUACAUCGGUUCGAACUUGAGAGAAGCUGUGAACGAAGGCCGUGCCGAUUUUAUACCCAUAUUCAACCACGAAAUUCCGAAAUUAUUUUACGAGAGAACCAUCAUUCCGGACGUUGCAUUAAUCCAUGUUAGUACACCGGAUUCACGAGGGUUCUGCUCGCUCGGCACGAGCGUCGACUGCACAAGAGCUGCCAUCUGUAACGCAACUUUCAUCAUUGCUCAAGUGAACGAGUACAUGCCACGAACUUUCGGUGAAUCGGUUAUUCACUCGAGUCAUUUUGAUUACGCGGUUAAAUUUGAUUGUCCGUUGCCGUGUGUCAGCGAAAGUCCGCUCAAUGAGAUCGAGGCCGAAAUCGGAAAAAUAAUAGCUCAGAGAUUGGUCGAGGAUGGAGCAACGCUGCAAAUCGGCGUUGGAAAUAUUCCUGACGCCGUAUUGUGCUCGCUCUCAAAUCACAAGGAUCUCGGUAUCCACAGCGAAAUGUUGAGCGACGGUAUGGUCGAUCUCGUGGAAAAGGGGUCCAUAACGAACAGGCGUAAAUCGAGACACCGUGGUCGCUUUGUUUGCUCUCUCGCUGUAGGAUCGAAGAAACUCUACGAUUUUAUGCACGUCAAUCCUUCCAUUGAAAUGUUGGGAAUAAGUUACGUCAACAAUCCACGAGUGAUAUCGGCACAGACUCAAAUGACUGCUAUCAAUCCGGCGAUCGAGGUCGAUCUCACGGGACAAGUGUGCGCGGACAGUUUAGGAUGUAAAAUGUACUGCGGUGUCGGUGGACAGUUGGAUUUCGGUCGUGGAGCAUCGUUAGGUCACGAUGGCAGAGGAAAGUCGAUUGUUGCUCUGCCUUCGGUUACGAGCAGGGGAGAGAGCAGAAUCCAGCCAAUUUUGACUCCAGGUGGUGGUGUGACGACAACGCGAUCGCACGUUCAUUACGUAGUGACGGAAUACGGAGUCGCUCAAUUAUUCGGCAAAACAUUGAGGCAAAGAGCGUGUGCUUUGAUCGAAAUAGCGCAUCCUGAUCACAGAGAUUGUCUCGAAAAAGCGGCGAUCGAGAGGCUCAAGAGCUCGCCAACGAAGUAUCUGUAAAUCGUGAGAAAAAUGUAAAAAUACAA
Venturia canescens is the source of this 2482-nucleotide messenger RNA. Its product is annotated as 4-hydroxybutyrate coenzyme A transferase-like. The transcript is spliced from 6 exons. Gene Ontology annotation, molecular function: acetate CoA-transferase activity. The record is from RefSeq and is a predicted model, not a curated record. Bases 753 to 2456 code for a protein of 567 amino acids. Gene Ontology annotation, cellular component: mitochondrion. Gene Ontology annotation, biological process: acetate metabolic process. NCBI's taxonomy places the organism in Eukaryota, Metazoa, Arthropoda, Insecta, Hymenoptera, Ichneumonidae.